GAGCUAGGGUUGCCGAUGCUAAGUUGUAUGUCCAAGGCAUGUGGCCUGAGUGACCCCACGGGGUCUGGCUCAGUGCCUACUACGAGCGUCAGGAACCUACGAGCGUCCAGCCAGUUGGCGCGGACAGAGAAGCAGAGAACCAAGCAGCGGCGGGCGCCGGCUGCGGGUCGCCGCGACUCCAGGCCGCUGGGUGGCGCUGUGGGUGAGGGAGCGCCACCAGAACCCCGGGAAAGCAGCGGCGGCGGCGACACCGGAAGUGGAGGGUUGUCCAGCGCGCGAACGGCGGCGGCCAUGGCGGCGGGCUGCGGCGGGGCCGGCCCGGCCCGCUCCCUCUCUCGCUUCCGAGGCUGCCUGGCUGGAGCGCUGCUCGGGGACUGCGUGGGCGCUGUCUACGAGGCGCACGACACCGUCCACCUGACGUCAGUGCUGCGUCACGUCCAGAGCCUGGAGCCGGACCCGGACGCGCCGGGCAGUGCGCGGACAGAAGCCUUGUACUACACAGAUGACACGGCCAUGGCCAGGGCGCUGGUACAGUCCCUGCUGGCCAAGGAGGCCUUCGACGAGGUGGACAUGGCUCACAGGUUUGCUGAAGAGUACAAGAAAGACCCUGACCGGGGCUAUGGGGCUGGCGUCAUCACCGUCUUUAAGAAACUCCUGAACCCCAAGUGUCGCGAUGUCUAUGAGCCUGCCCGUGCCCAGUUUAAUGGGAAGGGCUCCUAUGGCAAUGGGGGUGCCAUGCGGGUAGCUGGCAUUCCCCUGGCCUAUAGCAACACCCAGGAUGUGCAGAAGUUUGCCCGACUCUCGGCCCAGCUGACCCACGCCUCCUCCCUGGGUUACAAUGGGGCCAUCCUACAGGCCCUGGCUGUGCACCUGGCUCUGCAGGGGGAGUCCUCCAGGGAGCACUUCCUCGAGCAACUCCUGGGCCACAUGGAGGGGCUGGAAGGGGAUGCCCAGGCUGUCCUGGAUGCCAGGGAGCUGGGCAUGGAGGAGCGGCCAUUCUCCAGCCGACUGAAGAAAAUUGGAGAGCUGCUGGGCCAGGACUCGGUGACCAGAGAGGAGGUGGUAUCUGAGCUAGGCAAUGGCAUCGCGGCCUUUGAGUCCGUGCCCACCGCCAUCUACUGCUUCCUGCGCUGCAUGGAGCCUGACCCCGAGAUCCCGCCCGCCUUCAACAGCCUCCAGAGAACUCUGAUCUACUCCAUCUCACUCGGUGGGGACACAGACACCAUUGCCACCAUGGCCGGGGCCAUCGCCGGGGCCUAUUAUGGGAUGGAUCAGGUGCCAGAGAGCUGGCAGCAGAGCUGCGAGGGCUACCAGGAGACAGACGUCCUGGCCCAGAGCCUGCACCGGGUCUUCCAGAAGAGUCUGUGAAUGCCACAGCUGCUGAUUCUGCCGUGUCCCCUGGGACCAACUCCCGCCCCGAUUGAAAGUCCUGAGGUCCUGAAGGCCUGACUGCGCUGGCCGAGUAUAUGCUGGGACAUUUCCUGGAACCCUCAGCAGAGGCCUGGGCCGCCAGCUCCUCAGACAUGGGAAGCGCCAGGCAAGUCUUCUUGGAGGGAAUUACUGAGGCCAUUUUCCUUUUGCAUCCAGGACAUGGAAUUCGGGGAGGUGCAGUGGCAUCAGUUCUCCAGGCUGGAUUGUUACAAACUGGCCAGAAGCCUGUUUUUGCUGGGGUCGGUUGCUGAGCAGUAGGUUGGAUCAAAGGCUGGUUAUCA
Ochotona princeps (American pika) is the source of this 1712-nucleotide messenger RNA. RefSeq names its product ADP-ribosylserine hydrolase (gene ADPRS). Gene Ontology annotation, cellular component: nucleus; mitochondrion. The record is from RefSeq and is a predicted model, not a curated record. Bases 16 to 1368 code for a protein of 450 amino acids. The transcript has 6 exons. NCBI's taxonomy places the organism in Eukaryota, Metazoa, Chordata, Mammalia, Lagomorpha, Ochotonidae.